Vanessa tameamea is the source of this 3348-nucleotide messenger RNA. It is a transcript of the gene Ubx, whose product is annotated as homeotic protein ultrabithorax. The record is from RefSeq and is a predicted model, not a curated record. Gene Ontology annotation, biological process: anterior/posterior pattern specification; negative regulation of transcription by RNA polymerase II. Gene Ontology annotation, molecular function: DNA-binding transcription factor activity, RNA polymerase II-specific; RNA polymerase II cis-regulatory region sequence-specific DNA binding. The coding region runs from base 651 to 1412 and encodes 253 amino acids. The transcript has 3 exons. NCBI's taxonomy places the organism in Eukaryota, Metazoa, Arthropoda, Insecta, Lepidoptera, Nymphalidae. Gene Ontology annotation, cellular component: nucleus.
GAAGCUAUGAUCGAGUAUAGUGCUCGGGCUUGGUCAGAGACACGUGUUUCAGGAGGAGUGAUAAGCAAGGGAAAAGAGAGCGUUACUGAUAAUGUUUAUAGUCAUUAGCGAAAAGGGGACGGAACAAUCGUCGGUGUUGCGAUCGCAGGCGGCGCGCGGGGCGGCGCGCGUGUCUCUCCGUGCUCUCAGUAGACUGCGUGAGCCGAGUCGCGCCGGUCGCACCCGGCACAUAGUCGCGCGCUCCCGCCACACGCGACUGCAAACUUCGCUCGCGACACACGCCUUCACCACAUGUCCAAUUGUCCACUACUACAAUUUAAAACGACUAUUCCUCAGACACUCGCACGUGACGACGGCACUGUCGCGAUACCACCCCGAACCGGGAAACGUUUAAAAACUCGUAAAACCCGCGGCACGUGCUUCAGAGUCGUAAAAUAAUCGUAAAAAGUAAACACACGUCGACCGGCCUUUAUCGCCGAUGAAACACAUUAUGACGCUCGAGUGACGUUUAAUAGGCAAUAAAAUUAAUAAAGUUAAUAUUCACUCAUCUAUUCGGAGUGACGGCGGAGGUCGCGUUAUCACGGCGCGUGGGGCCGCGAUGACAUAAGUGUUUUCUAACUCAGUGACGUUAGUGUCGGUGACCAAUCAGAAUGAACUCCUAUUUCGAGCAGGGUGGUUUCUACGGGGCCCAUGGAGUGCAUCAGGGCGGCGGUGGCGGCGACCAGUACCGCGGUUUUCCCCUGGGGUUGACGUACGCCCAACCCCAUGCCUUGCACCAGCCGAGGCCCCAGGACUCCCCAUACGACGCCUCAGUAGCUGCCGCUUGCAAACUUUACGCGGGAGAGCAGCAAUACGCAAAGGCAGAUUGUUCCAAAGCGGGCGGUGAGCAACAAAAUGGCUAUGGAGGAAAGGAGGCAUGGGGUUCAGGCCUCGGAGCACUCGUGAGGCCCGCAGCGUGCACGCCAGAAGCGCGGUACAGUGAAUCAUCAAGUCCAGGUAGAGCCCUUCCCUGGGGAAACCAAUGCGCGUUACCCGGAGCCGCAGCCUCAGCCCAACCGGUCCAACAUCAGCCCACCAAUCACACAUUUUAUCCUUGGAUGGCCAUUGCAGGAGCGAAUGGCUUGAGAAGACGAGGGAGACAAACCUACACUAGAUAUCAAACGCUAGAGUUAGAGAAAGAGUUUCACACGAAUCAUUACCUCACGCGGAGGAGACGCAUCGAAAUGGCCCAUGCACUCUGUCUCACGGAGCGACAAAUAAAAAUUUGGUUCCAAAACCGAAGGAUGAAAUUAAAGAAGGAAAUUCAAGCAAUAAAGGAAUUAAACGAACAGGAGAAACAGGCGCAAGCGCAGAAAGCAGCAGCAGCGGCGGCGGCAGCCGCGGCCGCUGCGCAGGGGCACCCCGAGCACUAAAAUUGCGCGCGCGCUACCUACCAGUGAUACGAUCGCAGUCCGCCGAACAGUCUUUAGCUUGUGUUUGUAAAUUGUUUGUAAUUAUUUUCGUUAUUUAAGUGUUGUUCGGUUGUUGUGAUUAUUUUUUUAAUUAAUUAUAUUGAAUUAGACUCAUGUUUUUCUAAUAUCGAAGGAACAAUAAACUGUUUAAUGUUAGAAUAGAAACGGGUCGUAUUAUUUUGUGUUUCGGGUUUUGUUUUUGUUGAUUUAUUGAAUUUUACAUAUUUUAAUUCGCGCUUUCGUGGUAAAUGUUCGCGUUUGGAAACCAGUGCAAUUUUUAGAAAUCUCUUCCGUGUAACAUAGUGUAGGUCUAUUGUAGUUGGUUUUUCAUGAUGUGCUACCGUAGCGCCUCGACUUGGCAGCGUCGGCGAUGAACUUUGUUACAUUGUACAAAUUUAAUAUGCCUACCAAAGAGACCCGGUCUCGUACCCUUAACGCUAAGUAAACAGUCAUAAGUUAAAUCGUCUAUCUGCAAUAUCACAUCGGACUCGUAUAAAACCUUAUAACCGCGCCAUCUAAUCCUUCAAUACUCUCGCAUAAGUAUAGUGUAAACGUGGUCGUGUUCCUGCAGUUUUAAUAGUCGGUGAAGUUUAACAAAUUGCCAUAAUUAUAAGUAGGUAUUAUUUUAGCGAUUAGCCGUGUAAAUAGUUAGGGUUAUGACGAUGAUAAUGGAAGUGAGCGGUUCGCGAUUGCGCCGGCGCCGUGGAAUGAGCAGAAAAAGUUACAAGGGAGUGCGGACGAAUGCUUGCCGAGUGCGGGACGAGUCGGAGGGGAGCGGGCGCCGCCGGCCACCGGACAGGACUAGGUGGUCGUCGCGUGUAAUGCGUUGUCGCUUGGUAGGUGGCGGUAGAUGUUAGGGCUCAACGCGAGUGAAUGUCAGCGCGCUCCGUGAUAUGUCAUAGCAUUCCAGAUCUCCCAUUUUGUAUGCAAUAAAAUGUGCUCUGUAUGGAUUGUCGUAUUGCCGCUUGAUUUACUCCACUCGCCCGACUCGGUUUGACGUCGAGAGAUCAAGAUAUCAAACUCGACUGUCGAAUAAAUUUUUGUGCCAGCCCACACGAACGCUUAGGCAAUCGACUGCCGAAGAUUUAUCGUCAAAAUUUCCCGUUAGUAACGCUUACCGAGCACACUCCGCGCAUCACUAUUUCACAAAUAAAAGAACCAGUCGCGAUACCAUCGUCGACUAUAAAUUAUAUGAAGCUCGUAUGAAAAAUACACGUUUCGAUGUCCGCUUAUUUAUCGCUUAGCUUGAGUUAUGUAUGCAUACGUUAUGUUAAUCUCGACUUGUUAUUAAAUAGACGUUUCUAUUAAUAUUAAUUAGCUUUUGUCAAUAUUUUAGGGAAGUCGUCUAAUAAUGUGAACGUUAGGUCGACUGUUAUAAAUAGAGACGUCGGUGUGCAGACGUGUAUCGAGGGAAUGGAAAGGCGAAAUUGUCGAUAUCGACUGGCUGAUCCACUAUCGGUACCAUCGGGACGGUGGCUGUUCCACACUAGGAAUAGGUUGAGUUCCCGCGUUGUUCUGCCUCGUGAUAUAUUGUUCCGCAUCUCCCUGUAUAAAUCUUGAACGCCUGCUGAGGUACACGGGACACGCCGCCGCGCCGCAGCCUCGAGCUUCAAAUGGAAUUGUGUUUUUAUUUAACGUGCGAAUUGUGCCCCACUAUCGCUCACUCGGAAUCGCAGUUUAUCUGCCAAAACGCGCAGUUAGAUCGAUGCAAAUUUAGCUCUUAAGUUAUUCUAUGCCUAUAUUUGAAUAAGAUGCUGUUCUCGAAUCUCACCUAUCGAAUUAAUUUUACAACUUUCUUGAAGUACAAUUUGGAAUUAAAAAAAGCUCUGCUUGUAAUUUUGCGUCCAGGACAGAAUUUUAUUUAAGAUUUAUUAAAAUUAGUGUAAGGAAAAAAAAA